Messenger RNA from Calidris pugnax (ruff), 3462 nucleotides. RefSeq names its product osteopetrosis associated transmembrane protein 1 (gene OSTM1). The coding region runs from base 1 to 789 and encodes 262 amino acids. The record is from RefSeq and is a predicted model, not a curated record. Lineage: Eukaryota; Metazoa; Chordata; Aves; Charadriiformes; Scolopacidae. The transcript has 7 exons. Gene Ontology annotation, cellular component: cytosol.
AUGGCGCCGGUGCGCUGCCUUCUGCCGCUGCUGCCCGCCCUGGCGCUCGCCCUGGUGCCCGGAGGAGCGCUCUGGCUGGCCGGCCGGUCCUUGUACGGCACUGAUGAGGAGCGCUGGCUGGGCGCAGUUGCCUGGUGCUGCUUGGAAAAUUUCCAAUUGGUGGAAAACUGGGCUCUGAAGCAGUGGCCGAAUUCUUCUGAGAGCCACAAUUGUGCCAAAAGCAUCUUGACCUCAGACAGGCUGCAGAUAGUUGUGACCCUUUCGGAGUUCUUUAACGAAACCUGGGAGGCAGCCAACUGUGCAAAUUGUUUAAAGAACAGCAGUGAGGGAUUAUCAAAUUCUACUGUAGAAUUCCUGGAUUUAUUCAAUAAAUCUCUGACAUGUUUUGAACAUAACCUUCAGGGACAAACCAUCUAUCUGUCACCCAAUAACUACACAGAAGUAUGUAAAAACUGCAACGAAACCUACAAAAUGUUGAAUGACCUGUAUAACAACUUGCAAAGGAUGAACAGGCAAGGUGGUGAGUCUGGGCACUCCACGCACUUGUGUAUCGACGUGGAGGAUGCAAUGAACAUCACCCGGAAGCUUUGGAGCAGGACUUUCAACUGCUCGGUCCCCUGCAGCGACACGGUGCCGGUGAUCGCGGUGUCCUCCUUCAUCCUCUUCCUACCUAUCGUUUUUUACCUGAGCAGCUUCCUUCACUCCAAGCAGAAGAAGCGGAUCCUCAUUUUGCCCAAGCGCAUCCAGUCAAAUGCCAGUCUUGUGAACAUCCAAGAAAAAUACAGCUGAGCUGCAGAACAAAACCUGAGAACUGCUGCUGGUAUACAGUGGGUACAAUUGUGUUGGAAUGAGGCCGGCACAAAAGAGGAGUUAAUUAUGGUUUAGUGUAAUGAUACAGAGCAACACAAGUUAAACAAAAUGCUGUCUGACUUCUAAGCGAGGACAUUAACAAACAUGACAAGGCAGGGCUGUGUGACACUGUAUGGACUCUGGUUUUGAAAAAUCUGUGGGCUUUUUUUUCAGUCUCGGGCUGAAGCUGGUGUUUUUCUGUUUCUAAGCUUUUGUACUUCUCAUCCAUAGAACAGCUACACUUUGCUUGCAUGGUGUUUUUCCAUAUUUAUUGUAUUCAUUUCACAGAAACCUGAGAUUCUGAAUCCUUUUGAGGUAAUUUUCAUAGACAGACAAAACUUGAAAUAAUAUUUGAUGUUCCUGCUUGAAACAAUAUGUUUAAUUUCACAUAUAAUACUCAGUCUUGCCAGACUUGGGAUGGACAGAAAACCUUUGAGAAAGAUCGGUACAGGAAAGAUGAGAACUUUUCUAAAUUGAUGCUGCUGGUAUCUGUUAAAAAACAAAACACCAAAAAACCAAAAGGCAUGAAAUAUGCAGAGAAAGUGGUAAUAUAUCAUGUCCAAAGCCAGAAACAAAAACUGCUAGUGCUAGACUUGAAUAGUAAUCAUUGAUGGCUACAGUAUUCAGUUAUCUCUGAAACAGGCGGCGUAUUUAGUCAUUUGCACACUUUAACCACUAAAAUCAUUGCUUUUCAAAUGUUAAAUUAUCAGAUGCUUAUUUUAGAUGUCUACUUGGGUAACUGAGUGCUUCACUGUUUAUUAUGUUAUUUCCUAUACUUUUUAAUUAUAAGGUUGGUGUUUUUUUUUUUUCAUUUGUUCUUGCUUUUGGGGGGAAGUGAGGUAAAGUCAAGUCACUGGAGAUGCUGAAUUUCCUGGUCUAGAGCUUGCUAUGGCGUAAUACAGAGGUGUUUACAGGAACUUUGUAGGGGAAAAGUUACCUUUUCUAGAUAAUAUGUAUUUUAGUGGUAAACGAACCAGAGGGUUCUCUACCUUAAAAACUGUCCAGUGAAGACACUGUGUUGGGAAUUGAUGGCUUUCAAGAAAUAGUUCUAAAAACAAGGCCUGUGAAAUAGAUGAAUGUAAACAAAUUCAAGCUUGGAGAUUUCCAAAGCUGAUGGAGAAAUCCACAGGGUCAGGACUGGGAUGGGUAGUGCUGCUGAGGGGCUUUGGGCACCCACGGUUCAGUUGGGUUGUGAUGGGCCUGAUUUGGGAGAGUGGUGGGCUCGAAACGAUUUAUAGCUGUGCUGGAGGUUAAUGAAUCUUUGCUCACAUUUUAAAAUGUGUUUUCUAACCGUGAGACAAAAAUGAAUGGCCAUUACAGAAUGGUCAUUAAAAAAAAAAAAUUCUCUUGGAACUUGUGUCUGACGUCUGUCAAAAAACCCUGUGAAACAGUCUUAUGUAUUUGACUUGCUUUGGAGCCUAGAAUGUUCAAUUUUUCCUUUGCACUAAGGCUCAAAUAAAUAUGUAAUGAUGUAACAAAACAGUCCUGAAGCUCUUCAAGUCGUUGGUUGUUUUUCUUGUUAUUCUUUGUGGGUUUUUUGAGUUAGGACAUACUGUCAAGUUUUAAAAUCAGGCUGACAGUAUGUUUCUUAUUAAGUAAAAUACUGUGUUAGCAAUAUUGGUCCCACUCACACCAUUACCUUUUUGUAUUUUAUCACUAAGAAGUGUUUAUCUCCCUCUGUUAAACCUGUGAAUUACUAGGUCAACAGUCAGUUUGUUUUAGGUAGUUUAUAAGAAUAAUAGAAAACUCUUGCUUAUUAUAUAAAGUUACCUUCUUGCGGCUGGGAGAAGCAUGCUGCCUUUAAAAAAAAAAAAAGAUUAUUUUUUUAUAUCUCUUACUCUUAAACUUCAACUUUCUGGGACUUACCCAGCUGCCUGCUCUAAUAGCAUUACAUUGAUUUGGGACAUCAUAUGAUUGAGAGCUGUUCAAAGCGAUCUUUCAUUCGUGCAGAUAAAGCCAGUUUGUAUGCACAGCAUUUCAGAAUGACAGCUUUUAUACUGUAAGCAGUGGCUUUUUGAGCACAUUCAUGUUAAGUAGGUCUGAAAGUCAUUACUUUUGGAUAUGGUGGUUAAGCACUUUAAAAAAAAAAAAUAAAAAAAUCAGCUUUUCUUAUUUUCCUGGCUGCUAAGCCAAACGGAAAUACUCAUGUGACUUUUGUUGUUUUUUAUUUUAAAGCAGCAGUAAAGUUUACACUUGAGAUUUUUAAUGUUAAUCUACUGUUUUCUCCCUUUUCUUUUUUUUUUUCUUUCCACCCAACUUUGUACUACUAACUUUCUUUACACAGUAUUCUAUUUUUGGUAGGAUAUUUCAUAUAUAAAUCGAUUGAAUACUCUUUAUACUCUGUUUCCUAUAGAAGUGUUGGAAGCACACAGACUGUGUUGAAGGAGAACUAGAGUUCUUUUUGCUGCUAGCCUUUCAUCUUGGUUUAUUUUUGCCUUUUUUGGUAUUGUAUGUACUAAAUAGGGUGAACUUUGAAAUACUGGUUGUUUGUACCUUUUUGUGCAAAUAAAGAUUUCUUACGGUGGGGUAGCACUUUGAUUCAUAUUUAUACUUGCUAGGAAACCUCUAAACAUGGAAAGUCAGCUCUAAUAAAGACUGUCAAUAAACAGUGAA